Molecule: messenger RNA, 1895 nt
Organism: Neltuma alba
Lineage: Eukaryota; Viridiplantae; Streptophyta; Magnoliopsida; Fabales; Fabaceae
Product: cytochrome P450 71D8
Exons: 3
Coding region: 38-1528 (496 amino acids)
Molecular function (GO): heme binding; oxidoreductase activity, acting on paired donors, with incorporation or reduction of molecular oxygen; iron ion binding
Source: RefSeq, a predicted model, not a curated record
UCGAUCAAUUACAUAACAUCACUUGAAGCCUUCCCGUAUGGAAUCCCAAUUUUCUUUCUUGCUUCUAAUUUUCUUCUUCCUUUUCUUGUGGCUUUGGCUUGCAAAGCCGAAAAAUAAAGCUAAGCUUCAAAUCCCCGGGCCAUGGAAGCUGCCUCUAUUAGGAAACUUGCAUCAGUUAGCAGCAGCAAGGUCUUCACUUCCUCAUCAUUUGUUUAGAGAACUCUCUCACAGAUAUGGGCCUCUGAUGCACCUUCAACUUGGCGAGCUUUCUACAGUAAUUGUUUCAUCUCCGGAAAUUGCCCAAGAGAUUAUGAAGACGCAUGAUCUUGCCUUUGUCAACAGGCCACAACUGCUUACUCCUAAGCUUAUGGGCUAUGGCUCUGCAGACAUCGUUUUUUCCCCUUAUGGUGAUUACUGGAAGCAUAUGAGAAGAAUAUGUGCUUCACAACUCUUCAGUGCCAAGAAGGUUCAGACUUUCUCGUCUGCUCGAGAAGAUGAGGUAUUUGAGUUAAUAGAAUCAGUUCGGAGAUCGGUAGGUUCAGAUUUCGAUGUCACGAGCAAGAUCUACUCUUUGACCAGCUCAAUUAUUACGAGAGUAGCGUUUGGAGACAAGUCCAAACGGGAAAAGUUUCUGCAAUUGAUCGAUACAGCGAUCACGAGUGGCUUUGGCUUUGCUGAUUUGUUUCCAUCAAUGAAAGCUAUUCAUCUCAUAACAGGAGUGGAAGCAAAGUUAGCAAAGAUUCGUACGCAGAUCGAUGAGUUCUUAGAGGAUAUUAUUGAGGAGAAUCAAGAGAUGCAGUUUAAAGAAGGCAAGGGUGGUUCUGGCCAAGAAAAUUUUCUUCAGGUUCUCUUGCAAAUCCUACGUAGUGGAGGCCCUGGGAUCCCAUUUACAACAGACAACGUCAAAGCUGUCAUUGCGGAUAUAUUUUCUGGUGGAACUGAUACUUCUGCAGCAACAAUGGAAUGGGCUCUGUCAGAAAUGGUGAGAAAUCCAAAGGUAAUGGAAAAAGCACAAGCUGAAAUUAGAGAAACUUUCAAAGGAAAGAAAGUAAUACAUGAUAGUGACAUGGAACAGAUUAGUUACUUAAAAUCAGUAAUCAAAGAAACUCUAAGAUUACACCCGCCUCUUCCUUUGUUGAUCCCAAGAGAAUGUAGGGAAACCUGCGAGAUAAGUGGAUAUGAAAUACCCAAUAAAACUCAAGUUUUUGUGAAUGCAUGGGCAAUUGGAAGAGAUCCAAACCAUUGGUAUGAAGCUGAAAGGUUUAUGCCAGAAAGAUUCCGUGGUGGCUGUAAUGUUGAUUUUAAAGGAGCAAACUUUGAGUACAUCCCUUUUGGAGCAGGAAGAAGAAUUUGUCCAGGGAUUUCAUUUGGGUUAGCAAGCAUUGAGCUUGCUCUAGCUAGCUUGCUCUACCACUUUGAUUGGAAACUCCCACAUGGAAUGAAGCCAGAGGAUUUAGACAUGACUGAAACUUUCAGUAUUGUAGCUAGAAGGAAGAACAAGCUGUGCUUGAUUCCCACACAAGCAUGAAGCGCCGAUCCUCUUCAUGAGAAUUCCUAUUGAAGCAUAUGCAACUAUAAGCUUAGUGGAAAAAGUAAACCAGAAUAAGAGUUUCACAUUUCUGUGAAAUUCACGAAUAAGGUCUCUCCGAGGAUUUUGUGACUUUUCGGAAAAGGUUGGUUCAUCAUAUGUGACUUAUGUAUUAAUAAUGAUGGUGAUAAAUCUAGAAGCUUCAUUUGUAAUAAAAAUAUAUAUAGUAUUUGAUAUGGUUAGAUUAAGGGUCGUAUAAAAGAAGUUUAGUAUAAGAAUUGGCUUAGGUGUUUGUAUUCCUCUGAAACCUAAAAUUAUCAGUACGAUAUAUUUUAAUAUUUGUGUUUUUCUUUGAUCUUCCCAGUAA